UCUGCACUGAACGCCUGAAGGAUUUCCCGCACAGCGCUUACCGGGGUAGAGGUCUGUGUUCAUUAAGAGACAGGAGCACCAUACAUAAAGAUGUAUCUGGUGGGGCUGACAGGAGGGAUAGCCUCGGGGAAGAGCACCGUCUCUGCCAUGCUGAGAGAGCUGGGCUGCCCCAUCAUCGACGCAGACCUCAUCGCCAGGCAAGUGGUGCAGCCUCACUGCCCCGCAUACCGGCUCAUUGUGAAGCACUUCGGCCGGGAUGUCCUGCUGGAGAGCGGGGGCAUCGAUCGGGAGAAGCUGGGGGCCGUCAUCUUCACAAACCCAGAGAAGAGCCGGCUGCUCAGCACCAUCACCCACCCAGAGAUCCAGAGAGCCAUGAUCAAGCAGAUCCUGCAGCUCUUCCUGCUGGGACACCGCUAUGUGAUUCUGGACACGCCGCUGCUGUUUGAAACCAGGAGACUAACUCGCUUCCUCAAGCACACUGUGGUGGUGUACUGUGACCCUGACACCCAGCUCUCCCGGCUGAUGGAGAGGGACAGCCGCUCCCAGGACCAGGCCGUGCUGCGCAUUGCGGCUCAGAUACCGCUGGGAGAGAAGGUGGCGCUAGCCAGUCACGUGAUCGACAACUCGGGCAGCCGGGAGGACACCUACAGGCAGGUCCUGAAACUGCACAACCGGCUGGAGGACUCUCUGGACUUUCUGUUGGUUCGGGCCCUUGCCAUCGCCAUGGCAACAGGAAUUGGAGGGCUCAUCUUUUUGCUAGUGAAGCGAUUGAUAUUUUAGCUUGCCCCCUGCUAGAAAGAAACAGGAACUGUCGCCUGUAGUUCUCUCAGGAUUAGACUUUUGCUGUGCCAUUCUCAGCAUGCAGCAGUGUUUGUGAUAAGUCCUACAAAAUAAGGUGCAAACUACCUGAAAGAGCUUAAGAGGCCUUACAUUUGUUGAACUGUACUAUAAAAAAAAAAAAUGACUUUAAUAAAUGCUUUCAAAAUAAGGCUGUGUGGUCCAGUGGUUAAAGA
Messenger RNA from Polyodon spathula (Mississippi paddlefish), 1013 nucleotides. RefSeq names its product dephospho-CoA kinase domain-containing protein-like. The transcript has 5 exons. Gene Ontology annotation, molecular function: ATP binding; dephospho-CoA kinase activity. NCBI's taxonomy places the organism in Eukaryota, Metazoa, Chordata, Actinopteri, Acipenseriformes, Polyodontidae. Gene Ontology annotation, biological process: coenzyme A biosynthetic process. The record is from RefSeq and is a predicted model, not a curated record. Bases 91 to 780 code for a protein of 229 amino acids.